AUGACAAAACAUUAUUAUACGGCCACCAUUCGAGUGUACAAUAUCUUUGAACUCUUCGGUGUGGAACAAAUUUGCCGUACCUCCUAUAUGAAUUUAUCCAAAAUCGCAACAUUGACGCACCAUGAAUAUCAACAAUUGAUCCAAAUUGCCCUUGCCCUAAGGUCCUUGCCCCAUGCGGAGGAAGACUCUACUGGUGAACCUAGGGACGAAGACUUUGCAGAC
Molecule: messenger RNA, 222 nt
Organism: Racocetra persica
Lineage: Eukaryota; Fungi; Glomeromycota; Glomeromycetes; Diversisporales; Gigasporaceae
Source: the annotation of a GenBank genome assembly